AAAAGGAUCACUCCCCUUGUUGUGUUGGUGGCUGGGUGCAUGCGGGGAAAGGGGAAGCCACCGACACAGGUCAUUCUUUCAGUUAUCUGCACCGCCACUGGUGUCCUCAUUGCAGCACUUGGAGAUUUUUCCUUUGACCUAUAUGGACACUGCAUGGCUCUAACAUCAGUCUUCUUCCAGACUAUGUAUUUGAUUCUGGUGGAGAAAUCAGGUGCUGAGGAUGGUCUUUCCUCAGUGGACUUGAUGUUUUACAACAACAUAUUGUCACUUCCAUUUCUGUUUUUCCUCAUUAUAGCAACAGGAGAAUUCCCCCAUUCUCUUACAAUAUUACCUGCAAAAGGUCAGUGA
Molecule: messenger RNA, 348 nt
Organism: Zea mays
Lineage: Eukaryota; Viridiplantae; Streptophyta; Magnoliopsida; Poales; Poaceae
Product: UDP-galactose/UDP-glucose transporter 7
Exons: 3
Coding region: 40-348 (102 amino acids)
Source: RefSeq, a predicted model, not a curated record